Messenger RNA from Oncorhynchus keta (chum salmon), 9236 nucleotides. It is a transcript of the gene tmem63c, whose product is annotated as transmembrane protein 63C. The record is from RefSeq and is a predicted model, not a curated record. NCBI's taxonomy places the organism in Eukaryota, Metazoa, Chordata, Actinopteri, Salmoniformes, Salmonidae. Gene Ontology annotation, cellular component: plasma membrane. Gene Ontology annotation, molecular function: calcium-activated cation channel activity. Bases 258 to 2780 code for a protein of 840 amino acids. The transcript is spliced from 23 exons.
GCCUUAAAAUGUUUGAUGGGAAGCAUUGGAGAAUUGAUGUUGGAGACAUUAACAUGUAGGCUAUUGGUUCAUUCGAAUAACUUGUAGUGACUUGGCCUGUCAACAGACUGCUCUCUUAUCUUAAAGCAUAAAGGAUCUAUUUAGUUGCGUGUUCGUUAGAUCAGAAUUAGUUAUUGUGCAGCGAUCCGUCGGUGAGUGCGACACCGAAGUUAUGGUUGCAUGACUUCAGCCCCUGAGACUUAGGCCUUGGCUCACUCAUGGUGGAUUCUGAGUUUAUGGUGAGGGCGCCCCCUCUGGAUGGGAGGGAUAUGGAGCUGGAUGUGCUGGGCUUCCUGGACUCUCUGGGGGAGGACAACACCACAGCAGCAGAGAGGUGCUACCGCUCCCACUCCCGCAGCAGUGUCCUGCAGGGCCUGCCUUUUGGAGGGGUGCCCACGGUCCUCGCCAUCAAUGUUGUCCUGUGGCUGUUUCUUUUGCUCAUCUUUUCCUGUUUGAGGAAGGCUGCGUGGGACUAUGGCCGUCUGGCUCUACUGAUGGAGAAUGACAGCCUCACGUCCCUGUUCUACGGAGAGCAGAGUGAGAAGGAGAAGUCCCCGUCAGAGUCCAGCCCGUCAGACUCCGACACCAAGGACUUGGGCUUCUGUUCUUGGCUUACAACACUUUACCAUAUGAAGGAUGAGGAGAUCAGGAGUAAGUGUGGUGUCGACGCUACGACCUACCUGUCCUUCCAGCGCCACAUCAUCCUGCUCAUGACUGUGGUCUGCCUGCUGUCUUUGGCCAUCAUCCUGCCUGUCAACUUUUCCGGAAACCUCCUAGGGGAUAAUCCUGAAAAUUUUGGAAGAACGACUGUGGCUAAUCUUCCUGCGAAGGACAGCUUCCUGUGGCUCCACAGUAUCUUUGCUCUGCUCUACUUCAUCAUCACAGUGCUGUGUAUGGCCCACCACUCCUCACGCCUGGAGUACAGAGAGGACGAGAAGGUGGCCAGGACUCUCAUGAUCACCUGCAUCCCCAGAGAGAUCUCAGACCCAGGCCUCAUCACCAAACACUUCCAUGAGGCCUACCCGAGCUGUACUGUCACUGACCUCCGCUUCUGCUUCAACGUACACAAACUGAUGAGGCUGGACUCUAAGAGACGGAAGGCGAUGAAAGGAAGGCUGUAUUUUGCCACUAAGGCCCAGAAGGAGGGGAAGAUCAUGAUUAAGACCCACCCCUGUGCUACCAUCUUCUGCUGUGACGUGUGCGGCUUUGAGCAGGUGGAUGCAGAGCAGUACUACAGUGAGCUAGAGGAGAAACUGACUGAUGAGUUUAAUGCAGAGAAGCAUCGCAUCUCGCUCAUGAGGCUGGGCAUCGCCUUUGUGACCUUUCGGGACGAAAGGAUGACUGCUGUUAUUGUCAAGGACUAUAGCAGGGUCCGUUGCCGUCAGAAACCACAGCAGUCAAGCAUCACCACGGUAGUUCAGUCUCACAGGUGGGGUGUAAACUACGCCCCGGCACCAAGCGACAUCAUCUGGGAGAACCUCUCAGUGUGUGGCUCCCGCUGGUGGCUCCGCAGCGUCCUGCUCAACAUCCUCCUCUUCCUCAUCCUCUUCUUCCUCACCACUCCCGCCAUCAUUGUCAACACCAUGGACAAGUUCAACGUCACCCGGCCUGUGGACAGCCUGAGGAGCCCGAUCAUCACUCAGUUCUUCCCUACUCUAUUGCUCUGGGCAUUCUCUGUCCUGCUGCCCUUCAUAGUCUAUUACUCAGCCUUCUUCGAGUCUCACUGGACCAGAUCCAGUGAGAACCAGAUCACGAUGCACAAGUGCUUUGUACUGUUGGUGUUCAUGGUGAUCAUCCUGCCCUCGCUGGGUCUCUCCAGUCUGGAUCUGUUCUUCAGGUGGCUGUUUGAUGUCAACUUCCUGGAAGACAAGGAUGUUAAAUUGGAGUGUGUGUUCCUGCCUGAUAACGGUGCGUUCUUUGUAAACUACGUGAUCACGUCCAGCCUGAUCGGCACGGCCAUGGAGCUGCUGCGUAUCCCAGCUCUGAUGGUGUAUGCUCUGCGUCUCUGUUUGGCCAAGCCCGGGGCCGAGCGCAUCCACGUCAAACGGAGCCAGGCCUAUGAGUUCCAGUUUGGUCUGGAGUACGCAUGGACCAUGUGCAUCUAUGCUGUUAGCAUGACUUACAGUAUCACCUGUCCCAUCAUCAUGCCCUUUGGGCUGCUCUACCUGAUCCUGAAACACAUGGUGGACCGUUACAACAUCUACUAUGCCUACGUGCCCACCAACCUCAACCAGCGCAUCCACACUGCAGCCAUCAGCCAGGUCAUCGUGGCGCCCAUCCUCUGCAUGUUCUGGCUCCUGUUCUUCUCUGUGCUCAGGCUGGGCCCAAUGCGUCCCAUCACCCUCUUCACAUUUGUAUCGCUGCUCUCCUGCCUUGUCUUCUCCCUCUUCAGCUUAUGCCUUAGGAAACAGCCUGACAAGUCAUCAAGCUACCAGAUGUUUGACCAGAUGUCUGCUGACCAGCCAGCAGAAGGGGCCUUCACUGAUGCAGAGAGAAGCUCCACCCCCUCCACCACCCCCUCCAAUCUGUUUGUGGCAUCUGUGUUGCUGGAGCCGGAGUUAGGCCUGACCCCCAUGCCCUCGCCAGCUCACCAGAGCUACGGGACUAUGGCCAGCUCCCAGGACAGAGAGGAGCAAGAGGAGGAGGAAGACCAGGUUGAGACUGUCGAGACAGAGCUCCAGGACUCUCCAAACCCCUAUUACUCCAGCCCCCUCAUGGACAGCCCAGUGGGCUACCAGUGACUCACCCCCCUCCCUAACCUCCAUACCGUCUCCUAUUUGUAAGAGAGAAAGAUGUUUUUUUUAAACCCUUGUUUUACCCUCUUCCACAUCCAAGCCCCUCUGACUGUACAAUGUUUGUGAGGGACCCUUUUGGAUUUUGUGUUUGGAGGUUCUUUGGAACCAAAGGCUGAAAUAGGUUCUUCCCCAGCCCAGUGGAGGGGAUGUGGGGGCUUCAUCUUAAAUAAACAAUACGGAGGAUACUUCAAACAAAAGUGCAUCUCUAGUUUUCUGACUACUUCAUGUCUCCAUUUUUUCCCCUCUAUAAGUGAAUGAACUUUACCAUACUGUAUGUGACCUGACUGGGAGUGACUGUGUAGUGAAGGACACUAUCUUUGUGUACCACUGGGAAAGAAGUAGGGAUGAAUUUCACCAGUUCAGUGGGUUUUAACCCAACGACCCUACUAGACAGAGUGGUCUUGGCUCUGGGGGAUCUGGCUCUAGUGGAGUAGAGCUCUGUGAGGCAGGGCUGCGGGUCGGGAUCAAGCCAUCUGCAGUGGGAGAACAGGACAGACGGAGGGAAGGCAGAGUGGAACUCCGAUCUCUAUCACCCUAUGGAGGGGAAGGGACAACGGGUCUGAUACUAUUGCAUUUAUUGUCAAGGUUCUUGUUUUUGCUCUUCUGUACUGUCAGUUGUAUGUGAUAUUAUUGUGCUGAGGGGCGGACUGUGUGUAUUGUUUAAUAAUUUAUGUAUAGUGCCAUCCCUUUUUAUUAAUGUUUAUCAAUGACUGUUAUUAUGAGAACAUCAUAGUUGUGGAAAUGGGAGAAAAGAUUUCAAAACAGAAAACAAAAAGGAGUACUCUUAUUGGACAAGUUCAGGGAGCACCUGAAGUCCUCAAUUUUUAGAACAUUAUCUCCAAUUGACUUGGGUUUUAAAACGUUGUGCGUAAAGGUCCGGCCGCAAAAAUAGUCUUGAAAAGAUACUAGUAGUACCCUAUUGCAUUAUGGUUUCAGUAGUCCAAACCAGUCGUCCGCUCCACUGCAUGUUGCGAACGUAUACAUUGUAAUACUCCAUGUCCACCCAUCAAACUAAAGACUCGGCUGACCUCACUGUUUGAUUCAAUCAUACAGUAACCUUUGCUAGUUUUGUAUUGCAAGUGUUUUGCUGCUCGGGGGAGAGGUUUCCAUGCCAAACUAAAUGGAAACUGAUUGAGUUUUGUCAUUGUGCUCUCUUGCUGUGCCUUGAAGAAAAACUCACUAUGUUGCAUGGACUGAACUGAAGAGCAGGGAAAAGCGGGAGACCGAUUCAAACAAACACGCAUAUGUGCGCAUUCUGGUCCAUAGUUCUAUCCAACGCAAUUGAUAGCUAUUAUCCUACUCCCUACUUUAUGUGAGCAGCCAUCUUCCUGUGUACUGUGUGUCAUACAGUUCCUUCAACCAAUAGACAAGCAGCAGACCUGGGUUCAAUAAAGUACAUGCAUAUAAGUCUUUAGUAAAAGUUGUAUUUUCUGAGUUUUGAAUAUUUUCUAAUGUAGCUGAAUGUUACUACCUUUUCUUGAAGUAUUAGAAAGUAUAUUCUAAUAGUUUCCUAUAAAUAGCCUACUUUUUUGACAUGCUUAUUUCCAAAUACAUUUAUAAAAACAUUUAAAAAAUGUAACCUAAAGGACAAGGUUCGAAUGCAUGGAGUAUUUAAAUGCACUUGUCUGUGUAUUUGAUGAUUUUCAAGUACAUGCCAAUACUUCCAAAUACAUUCAAAUAUUGAACUACUCAUUUUCAAGGAAAACACCGACAUACUUGCUUCAAAAUGUCUUUGAAAGUCAUCGAAAUAGUCUUUGAACCCAGGUCUGUCGAACAGUGUGCUCCGCAAACCACCGAGCUAAUGAUGUUGACUCAUUAUGUGCAGACUAUUUGCUAGUCUGAUGGGGUUUUUCAAUGGAAGCAUUUGGAUUGUGGUUUAAGGUGCCUUGUUGUCGGUGUCUUUGCAGUUUCUAACUGCUGUAUUCUGUGAUCAUAUAUUCAAGCUCUUUGUCGAUGAUAUAAUGGGAUUUGAACGUUGAUUCUCUGGUGUCUUUUCCCUUCCUAUGAGUUGAUUAUAAGCUGUAGUUACGGUACCAGUCAAAAGUUUGGAUACAUCUACUCAUUCAAGGGUUUUUCUUUAUUUUUACUAUUUUCUACAUUGUAGAAUAAUAGUGAAGACAUUAAAACCUAUGGAAUCAUGUAGUAACCAUAAAAGUGUUCUUCAAAGUAGCCACCCUUUGCCUUGAUGAUAGGUUUGCACACUCUUGGCAUUCUCUCAGCCAGCUUCAUGGGGAAUGCUUUUCCAACAGUCUUGAAGGAGUUCCCAUAUAUGCUGAGCACUUGUUGGCUGCUUUUCCUUCACUCUGCGGUCCAACUCAUCCCAAACCAUCUGAAUUGGGUUGAGGUCUUGUGAUUGUGGAGGCCAGGUCAUCUGAUGCAGCACUCCCAUCACUCUCCUUCUUGGUCAAAUAGCCCUUACACAAACUGGAGGUAUGUUAGGUCAUUGUCCUCUUAAAAAAAACAAAUGAUAGUCCCACUAAGCGCAAACCAGUGGGUUGGCAUAUCGCUGCAGAAUGCUGUGGUAGCCAUGCUGGUUUAAUUGUGCCUAAAAUUCUAAAUAAAUCAGUGUCACCAGUGUCACACCAUCACACCACCACCUCCAUGCAUCACGGUGGGAACCACAUGACAUCAAGGCAAAGGGUGGCUACUUUGAAGAAUCUCAAAUAUAAAAUAUAUUUGGAUUUGUUUAACACUUUUGUUUGGUUACUACAUGAUUCCAUUUGUAUUAUUUCACAGUUCUAAUGUCUUCACUAUUAUUCUACAAUGUAGAAAAUAGUAAAAAAAAAUAUAGAAAAAUCCUUGAAUGAGUUGAUGUGUCCAAACUUUUGACUGGGACUGUAUGUUUUGUCAUGUCAUCAUUCAUAUAUUGUGGUUUUUGGUUUUUCCUGAACCCAAAGGAAGCUACCGAAUGUAUAUAAUAGUACUCCAAAAUUCAAACGGUAUAAUUGUCAACCUAAGAAAUGUCCAGUGUACUUUAGUGCAGCCCUGUGAAGGUAGUAAUUUUAUAGUCAUUGAAGUAUAUUCUUGAUAUACUCUGUCUUUUUGAAAUAGUGUUUGUCAGAAGUGAUUUUGAGAAAUGGAGGGAAUAUCGCGCACCAGCGACUCCUGUGGCGGGCUGGGCGCAGUGUGCGCUAGCCAAGGUGGCCAGGUGCACAGUGUUUCCUCCGGCGCAUUGGUGCGGCUGGCUUCCGGGUUGGAUGCGCACUGUGUUAAGAAGCAGGUUGGGUUGUGUAUCGGAGGACGCAUGACUUUCAACCUUCGUCUCUCCCGAGCCCGUACGGGAGACAAGAUAGUAGCUACUACAACAAUUGGAUACCACGAAAUUGGGGAUAAAAAGGGGUAAAAUAAAAAAUAAAAAGAAAGAAACCUAGAGAGGAACGAGGCUAUGUGGGGUGGCCAGUCCUCUUCUGGCUGUGCCGGGUGGAGAUUAUAACAGAACAUGGCCAAGAUGUUCAAAUGUUCAUAAAUGACCAGCAUGGUCAAAUAAUAAUAAUCACAGGCAGAACAGUUGAAACUGGAGCAGCAGCACGGCCAGGUGGACUGGGGACAGCAAGGAGUCAUCAUGUCAGGUAGUCCUGAGGCAUGGUCCUAGGGCUCAGGUCCUCUGAGAGAGAGAAAGAAAGAGAGAAUUAGAGAGAGCAUACUUAAAUUCACACAGGACACCGGAUAGGACAUGAGAAGUACAGCGGUUCGUUGCUCCAGAGCCUUUCCGUUCACCUUCACACUCCUGGGCCAGACUACACUCAAUCAUAUGACCCACUGAAUAGAUGAGUCUUCAGUAAAGACUUAAAGGUUGAGACCGAGUUUGCGUCUCUCACAUGGGUAGGCAGACCAUUCCAUAAAAAUGGAGCUCUAUAGGAGAAAGCCCUUCCUCCAGCUGUUUGCUUACAAAUUAUAGGGACAAUUAGGAGGCCUGCGUCUUUUGACCGUAGCGUACGUGUAGGUAUGUACGGCAGGACCAAAUCAGAGAGAUAGGUAGGAGUAAGCCCAUGUAAUGCUUUGUAGGUUAGCAGUAAAACCUUGAAAUCAGCCCUUGCCUUGACAGGAAGCCAGUGUAGGGAGGCUAGCACUGGAGUAAUAUGAUCACAUUUUUUGGUUCUAGUCAGGAUUCUAGCAGCCGUAUUUAGCACUAACUAAAGUUUAUUUAGUGCUUUAUCCGGGUAGCCGGAAAGUAGAGCAUUGCAGUAGUCUCAUCUAGAAGUGACAAAAGCAUGGAUACAUUUUUUUGCAUCAUUUUUGGACAGAAAGUUUCUGAUUUUUGCAAUGUUACGUAGAUGGAAAAAAGCUGUCCUUGAAACAGUCUUGAUAUGUUCUUCAAAAGAGAGAUCAGGGUCCAGAGUAACGCCGAGGUCCUUCACAGUUUUAUUUGAGAUGACUGUACAACCAUUAAGAUUAAUUGUCAGAUUCAACAGAAGAUCUCUUUGUUUCUUGGGACCUAGAACAAGCAUCUCUGUUUUGUCCGAGUUUAAAAGUAGAAAGUUUGCAGCCAUCCACUUCCUUAUGUCUCAAACACAUGCUUCUAGUGAGGGCAAUUUUGGGGCUUUACCAUGUUUCAUUGAAAUGUACAGCUGUGUGUCAUCCGCAUAGCAGUGAAAGUUAACAUUAUGUUUUCGAAUGACAUCCCCAAGAGGUCAAAUAUAUAGUGAAAACAAUAGUGGUCCUAAAAUGGAACCUUGGGGAACACCAAAAUUUACAGUUGAUUUGUCAGAGGACAAACCAUUCACAGAGACAAACUGAUAUCUUUCCGACAGAUAAGAUCUAAACCAGGCCAGAACUUGUCCGUGUAGACCAAUUUGGGUUUCCAAUCUCUCAAAAAGAAUGUGGUGAUCGAUGGUAUCAAAAGCAGCACUAAGGUCUAGGAGCACGAGGACAGAUGCAGAGCCUCGGUCUGAUGCCAUUAAAAGGUAAUUUACCACCUUCACAUGGGGUCUAAAACCAGACUGAAGCAUUUUGUAUACAUUGUUUGUCUUCAGGAAGGCAGUGAGUUGCUGUGCAACAGCCUUUUCUAAAAUUCUUGAGAGGAAUGGAAGAUUCGAUAUAGGCCUAUAGUUUUUUAUAUUUUCUGGGUCAAGGUUUGGCUUUUUCAAGAGAGACUUUAUUACUGCCACAUUUAGUGAGUUUGGUACACAUCUGGUGGAUAGAGAGCCGUUUAUUAUGUUCAACAUAGGAGGGCCAAGCACAGGAAGCGGCUCUUUCAGUAGUUUAGUUGGAAUAGGGUCCAGUAUGCAGCUUGGAGGUUUAGAGGCCAUGAUUAUUUUCAUCAUUGUGUCAAGAGAUAUAGUACUAAAACACUUGAGUGUCUCUCUUGAUCCUAGGUCUUGGCAGAGUUGUGCAGACUCAGGACAACUGAGCUUUGAAGGAAUACGCAGAUUUAAAGAGGAGUCCGUAAUUUGUUUUCUAAUAAUCAUGAUCUUUUCCUCAAAGAAGUUAAUGAAUUUAUCACUGCUGAAGUGAAAGCCAUCCUCUCUUGGCGAAUGCUGUUUUUCAGUUAGCUUUACGACAGUAUCAAAAAUACAUUUCGGAUUGUUCUUAUUUUCCUCAAUUAAGUUGGAAAAAUAGGAUGAUCGAGCAGCAGUAAGGGCUCUUCGAUACUGCAUGGUACUGUCUUUCCAAGCUAGUUGGAAGACUUCCAGUUUGGUGUGGCGCCAUUUCCGUUCCAAUUUUCUGGAAGCUUGCUUCAGAGCUCGGGUAUUUUCUGUGUACCAGGGAGCUAGUUUCUUAUGAGAAAUAUCUUUAGUUUUUAGGGGUGCAACUGCAUCUAGGGUAUUGUGCAAGGUUAAAUUGAGUUCCUCAGUUAGGUGGUUAACUGAUUUUUGUCCUCUGAGAUGUUCAUAGUGGAGAGCACCACAAUAAAACCAGUUUGAAUAGAGAAGCCCCAACCCAGAAGUCCCCUAAGAUCACCAAACGUGUGCUCUGAAUUCAGCAGGUUUUUACACAGGUCAUACAGUUCUUUAACAUGUUCUUAUAAGAAAAGAAUCAUGUUUUUACACAGGUCAUACAGUUCUUUAACAUGUUCUUAUAAGAAAAGAAUCAGGUUUUUUUUAUGAUGGUCACAACAGUUGAUUCCAUUUCAUUUCAGGUAAUCAUGUGCAAACAUCAAAAAGUUCAAGAACCAAACUUUCUUCAUGUCCCAAUAACAUUGCGAGAAGGAUAUGUACUUGUAAAACCCACAGAUUUGAUGCUAAAUGAGCUCUAUUGUUCCUCUGUCAUUUGUGCUCAUACAUCAGAUGCUCUUCACAUGGGCGCUCCGGCUCUGUUUUGGGAAUACAGUGGUUUUCCAGACUUUGCUCAAGCUCUUAUUUUCGUCCUUUACGGGAAACUGCUGUGUUCUUUCUGAAAUACUACUUAUAGAUUUCUCUGAAGCAUCUACUUUCGCAGGGAAAUAAAGUAAAACUAACAUUA